Messenger RNA from Penicillium expansum, 414 nucleotides. RefSeq lists its product as uncharacterized. Lineage: Eukaryota; Fungi; Ascomycota; Eurotiomycetes; Eurotiales; Aspergillaceae. The transcript has a single exon. The record is from RefSeq and is a predicted model, not a curated record. The coding region runs from base 1 to 414 and encodes 137 amino acids.
AUGAAUCAAGAGUCUACUAGCCAACCGCGCGAGGAGCAUACAUCUCCAGGCAGUUUGAACUGCAACCAGGGGAGGAUAUGUGCCUUGAUCCAAACCAGUGAUGGAGAGAGACACUAUUUCUCCGGCACUGUGAGCACUGAUCUACGUCUCAUCGCCAACAAUGCUCAAGUGGUGUACUUCGAUCUCGCCGAAGAUAAACCCUACUGCCAAGAGUUCAAGGCAAUGAUUGGCCCCGUUCACGCUAACUUCUGGUGGCAAGGAGGGGCUAUACACCUCUCUGGAACAUUACUGCACCGCAUCGAUGACACAAUCGAAGCCUUCGGUGAAGGGUGGUGGGGUGAUAUUGAUAAUAAGGAGUAUGAGGAGAAUGGCGAGGAGCGUUACAGUGAUGAGAGCGAUGAUCCGAGAGCGUGA